Messenger RNA from Daucus carota subsp. sativus, 3352 nucleotides. RefSeq names its product N6-adenosine-methyltransferase non-catalytic subunit MTB. Gene Ontology annotation, cellular component: nucleus; RNA N6-methyladenosine methyltransferase complex. The coding region runs from base 207 to 3209 and encodes 1000 amino acids. The transcript is spliced from 7 exons. Gene Ontology annotation, molecular function: mRNA binding; methyltransferase activity. The record is from RefSeq and is a predicted model, not a curated record. Lineage: Eukaryota; Viridiplantae; Streptophyta; Magnoliopsida; Apiales; Apiaceae.
AAGGGGUUUAUAUAAAGUGAGCAGAUCCGGAAAUUGAACCCGAUAACCCGAUCUCCUCUCACUCUCUGUAAUUCGCCCUUCCACAAAACCCUAGAAGCUCUCUUCUAUCUCACUGUGCAAUACACAAAGAAUGGUUGCCUAACCAGGCCUGCUGUUAGGUGCAUAAGAAGAAGGAAUACUAUUUCCAGGGGCUUUUGUAGUCAGUAAUGGUUUCACCCGGAAGAAUCCGGAAUCCAGUGAAAAGGGAAGUAGAGGAGAAUCCGGAUUUGAAGAGUGAUAGAGUGAAAGAGGAGGAAGAAUGGGAUGGCGAUGAUAAGAGGAAACACAGGUCAAGUAGGUCUAAAAGGAGCGGGAAUGGGGAGGACAGUGAAGGAGUGGACAGCAGUGCAAGGAAGAGAACUGGUGACAGAAAUGAAAGUCGGAAGAGGUCAGCUGGCUCAAGCAGAAUUGGUGGUAGUGAUGAAGAUGAUUAUGAAAGUAAAAAGGAGUUGCGUUCUAAGCAGAUGAAGAAGAAACAAGAUGAAAGCGCACUUGAGAAACUGAGCAAUUGGUAUCAGGAUGGAGAAGCAGCUGAUAAUAAGCAUGACGGUGUCUACAAAUCUGGUAAGAGAGGACAUGGUCGAGCUGAUGAACAUGAGAGACAUGGUCGCGCUGAUGAACAUGAGAGACAUGGCCGAGCUGAUGAGAAUGAGAGAAAAGAUUUGGCAUCAAAACUUUUGGAUCAGGACAACAUCCAGAGCAAAAAUAAAGUAAAAAAUGAAAGAGUAAAUGAUGUAGAAAUUGAAAAGGGUGAUAGAUCUUCUAAAGGAAGAGAUGAUAGCUGGAGCAACAGGCAAAGGAACAGAGAGGAUUCCAGAGACAACUGGAGGAGAAGGCAACCCAACAUUCAUGACAAAGAUUUUAAAGACGGGGACACAGUUUAUGAUCACGGCAGAGAAAGGGAUUUGCAGCGACGUGGCCGGGACUGGAUAGACAAUGACAGGCCUCAAGGUCGAUUUGGUGGUAGAAAAGAUGGGAUCAGAACUGAAGCUGUGAAAACCUCAUCAAAUUAUGGAAUUGAAAAUUAUGACGUGAUAGAAAUUCAAACCAAAUCCUUUGAUUAUGCCAGAGAGGAACCUAAAUUUCCCUCUGACAGGAGCAAUGAAGCUGGUCAGCAAGCUGAUACUAAAUUGCCACCCAAUGACAAAGAUGAUGCUUAUCAACAGGAGAAUAGAGCAGGAAAGGUGGAUUUAUAUGGGUCUGGACAACCUGUUGAAGAUUCUAAGGAUAGGUUUAUGGAUGAUGGUCCUUCACGGGAUCAAAAUUCUUGGAGGGGUGAGAUUGACUCUCCUUCCGGGAAUGCAAGGGGUGAGAAAGGUGCUAGAUUUAAUGCUGGCAAAGCUAAUGGCCAAAGUUCAAGUGGUGGUUCACAACCUCGACAUGUAAAUGAGGAAACAGGUUCCUUUAAUAGAGCUGUUCCAGGUGGAAAUAGAGGAAAUCGAAUUGGUGGGAGAGGAAGGGGUAGGCCUACUGGGCGAGAGAAUCAACAAAUUCCAAUGCCAGUACCCAUGGUGGGAUCACCUUUUGGACCACUUGGAAUGCCUCCACAUGGAGCAAUGCCACCACUUAAUCAUAACAUGUCUCCUGGUCCUGGUCCUCCUAUCCCCCCCGGUGUCUUUAUUCCACCGUUCUCGCCUCCUGUUGUUUGGCCCGGACCUCGUGGCAUGGAUAUGAAUAUGUUGGGUGUUCCACCAGGUAUCUCUCCUGUCCCUCCUGGACCAUCUGGGCCCAGAUUUUCUCCAAAUAUAGGUCCUCCACCAAAUCCUGCUAUGUUUUAUAAUCAACCAGGCUCUGGCAGAGGGGGAUCCCCAAAUAUGUCUGGAGUGAAUUUUAAUGUUAUGGUACCAUCUGGGCGUGGACAGACACAAGAAAAACCCACUGGUGGCUGGGUCCCCCCUAGAAGUAAUGUCCCUCAUGGUAAAGCUCCUUCCAGGGGAGAGCAAAACGAUUACUCACAAAACUUUGUAGACACUGGUAUGCGUCCACAAAAUUACAUCAGGGAGCUAGAACUCACUAGUGUUGUGGAGGACUACCCUAAACUUAGAGAGCUUAUACAAAAGAAGGACGAGAUCGUAACCAACUCUGCUACUGCUCCCAUGUAUUACAAGUCCGACCUUCGUGAACAGGUUUUAUCACCAGAAUUCUUUGGGACGAAGUUUGACGUCAUUCUUGUGGAUCCACCUUGGGAGGAAUAUGUUCACCGAGCUCCUGGGGUCACUGACCAUAUGGAGUCUUGGACAUUUGAAGAAAUUCAGAAUCUUAAAAUUGAGGCAAUAGCUGAUACGCCUUCUUUUAUAUUUCUAUGGGUUGGUGAUGGUCUUGGCCUGGAGCAGGGAAGGCUAUGUCUAAAGAAGUGGGGUUUUCGUAGGUGUGAAGACAUAUGUUGGGUUAAGACAAACAAAACAACGGCAACUCCUGGAUUACGCCAUGAUUCACGUACUCUGUUUCAACGCUCAAAGGAACACUGUUUGAUGGGCAUAAAAGGAACUGUUCGCCGCAGUACAGAUGGUCAUAUAAUCCAUGCAAACAUCGACACUGAUGUAAUUAUAGCCGAGGAACCUCCCUAUGGUUCAACUGCAAAGCCUGAAGACAUGUACCGGAUCAUUGAGCAUUUCUGCCUUGGUCGCAGGAGGCUUGAACUAUUUGGUGAAGAUCACAAUAUUCGGUCAGGCUGGUUGACUGUCGGUAAAGAUCUAUCAUCAUCAAAUUUUAACUCUGAGGCAUAUAUCAGGAAUUUUGCAGAUAAGGAUGGGAAGAUUUGGCAAGGAGGUGGUGGACGAAAUCCACCACCAGAAGCUGGUCAUCUUGUUGUCACAACUCCUGAUAUUGAGUCUCUUCGUCCCAAGUCACCAAUGAAGAACCAGCUUCAAAUGCAGCAGCAGCAUUCCAACUCUAUUACUCUGACGUCAGCCAAUUCGGGAAACAAGAGGCCAGGGAAUAUGCCGCAAAUGUAUAAUGGGCCUGGAAUGAGUGAAGAAGCGUCUAAUAGCUUUAAUAAUCCACCUCAAAUGCCUUGGCCUCCACAAAUGGAAGGGUUCAGAGGAGGGGAUGUAGGUGUUAUGGGAUCAGAGGAUAAAGUUUUUGACAUGUAUGGAUACAAUGCACCUUUUGUGCAGCCUCCGGGAGAUUAUCCAGAUUAUGAAUCUCACAGGUCAAUGAAUAUGUUGUAGUAUAUUUUUGGGCAUAAGAUGUGCCAUGAGGAAUUUUCUCAAUUUUAUAAUUUUCAUUUUUCCAUUUAUUCAUAAUUAAAAGUAACAUAUAGAACUUGUUACAUGUUUUGUAUUCAAAUUUACAUCUAGGUUUUUUGUUGUUC